Messenger RNA from Salarias fasciatus (jewelled blenny), 4748 nucleotides. It is a transcript of the gene pum1, whose product is annotated as pumilio RNA-binding family member 1. The coding region runs from base 131 to 3679 and encodes 1182 amino acids. Gene Ontology annotation, cellular component: cytoplasm; cytosol. The record is from RefSeq and is a predicted model, not a curated record. Gene Ontology annotation, molecular function: mRNA 3'-UTR binding. Lineage: Eukaryota; Metazoa; Chordata; Actinopteri; Blenniiformes; Blenniidae. Gene Ontology annotation, biological process: regulation of mRNA stability; miRNA processing. The transcript is spliced from 24 exons.
GCAGCGCUCUCGCCUGCUCCUCCGUCGAGCCGCCAUGUUGUCGGAGUGAAAGCCUGGGGUGUCAGAGAGAAACUGGGGCCGAAAUCCGCGACCAUCCACCCUCUCCGCCGCCAAAGACAGAAGUGCUGUAAUGUUUACAGUAUGUCAUGCUGCUGCAGAGAGAGACGAGUUGGCAGGCUGUGGUGGAAUGAGCAGUGUGUGUGUGUUGAAGAGGAAAGCAGUGCUCUGGCAGGAUUCAUUCAGCCCCCACCAUAGAAGUACAUCUCCCAGCAUGCCCGUGGUGCUGAGUAGCGGAGGACACGCCCCUCCAACUGGGCAGACCCCUCAGGCCACACCCCCCAGCCAGCAGGGCGUGGCGGGCGCUGGACGUUCCCAGGACGAUGCCAUGGUGGAUUAUUUCUUCCAGCGGCAACAUGGCGAACAGCCCGGCAAACAUCGCUGGCCCACCGGAGACAACAUCCAUGACAGCCAGGUACGCUCCAUGGACGAGCUGAACCAUGACUUCCAGGCUCUGGCUCUGGAGGGCCGAGCCAUGGGAGAGCAGCUGCUAACCGGUAAGAAGUUCUGGGAGACAGACGACUCUGGGAAGGACGGACCCAAAGGGAUCUUCCUGGACCAGUGGAGGGACAGUGCCUGGGGGGCCUCAGAUCACUCGGUGUCUCAGCCGAUCAUGGUGUCCCGCCGGCCGGGCCAGGGCUUCCACGGCGGGGGAGAGGUGGGAGUGGGCUCGGUCAUGUCGCCGCGGUCUGAAAGCGGAGGGCUGGGGGUCAGCAUGGUGGAGUACGUCCUGUCAUCCUCACCGGCUGACAAACUGGACUCCUGCCUCCGAAAAGGACCAUAUGGGCAGCGGGAUGGCGAGGUGGAGGAGGAGAAGAGAGAGAAGCCAAAGACGACGUUUGAGGGAGAGAAGCUAAAAGAGUUAACAGAAAGUGAAUCGGACGUCAUAAACGACGUCAUCAACCCCAACGGGCUGCCUGUACAGAACGGCCUCGACGUCGACGUCAAAGAAUUCGGUCGUCCCCCGGGCAACAUGCCGGCCCCGGGCCCCGAGGGCGACCUGCUGGGAGGCCCCGGGGGCGUCGGAGCAGAGGGCCUGACGCCCCUGGGAGGCGGAGGUGGACCCAAACCUCCCGAGGACUUCUCCAGCGUGGAGCAAGGUGGCGUUACCAUGGACCCCAUGGAGUCAGUGAUGGAGCCGCUUCAGUUUGACUACAACUCUCAGAUGCCCAUGGACUCGGCACCCACUGUGGGCUUAUUCGACUACACUAACCAGCAGCAGCUGUUUCAGAGAAACAAUGCCCUUGCGGUGCAACAGUUAACAGCAGCCCAGCAGCAGCAGUACGCACUGGCGGCCGCACAGCAGCCUCACAUCGGUCUGGCCCCAGCGUUUGUGCCCAAUCCGUACAUCAUCAGUGCUGCUCCCCCGGGGACGGACCCCUACGCAGCGGGACUCGCAGCAGCAGCCACACUUGGUCCGGCAGUGAUGCCUCCUCAGUACUAUGGUGUGACCCCCUGGGGGGUUUACCCAGCAAACCUCUUCCAGCAGCAGGCUGCUGCAGCCAACAGCUCGGCCAAUCAGCAGGCUGCGGGCCAGGGCCAGCAAAACCAACAGCAGGUGAUGCGAGCUGGAGGAAACCAGCGACCUCUGACCCCGAGCCAAGGCCAGCAGGGUCAACAGAAUGACCAGCUGGUCGCAGCAGCCGCAGUCAACUCGGCCCUCGCCUUCGGGCAGGGGUUAGCAGCGGGAGUCCCCGGGUACCCGGUCCUGGCGCCUGCAGCCUACUACGACCAGACGGGGGCCCUGGUGGUCAACACUGGAGCCAGAAGUGGCCCCGUCCGCCUCAUGGCGCCUGCCUCAGUCAUCAUAUCCCCCUCUGCAGCACAAGCAGUUGCAGCAGCGGCAGCCUCCGCCGGUGGUGCGAACAGCGGUCUGGGCGGCGGGGCCAACGGUCCGUUCCGUGCCAUGACGUCCCAGCAGCCCCAGCAGCAGGGCGGCCCCGGCGGCGCGCUGGGUGGAAGCUCCUUCUACGGCUCCUCGUCCCUCAGCUCCUCCUCCCAGAGCUCCUCUCUUUUCUCACAAGGCUCCGGCCAGCCCGGACCGGGGUCCGCCUCCCUGGGCUUCAGCCAGCCGGCCUCGUCCUCCCUCGGCGCCACUCUGGGGGCCACGCUCGGAGGCUUCGGCACAGCCGUGGCCAAUUCGAGUGGCGGCAGCGGCUCCAGGCGGGACUCCCUGACGGGCAACAGCGAGCUGUACAAACGCACACCGUCAAGCCUCACCCCCAUCGGACACGGAGGAUUCUAUAACGGCACCCUGGGCUUCAGUCCGUCCCCCGGUCCAGUGGGCAUGCCCCUCCCCAACCAGGGACCCUCCCACUCCCUCACACCCCCACCCUCCCUGUCCAAUCACAGCUCUUCAUCCAACCUCAAUCUUGGAGGCCUGACCAACGGCAGUGGGCGUUUCAUUUCCGCGGCUCCCGGAGCAGAAGCCAAGUACCGCAGCGCAGCCAGCUCAGGCUCCUCCCUCUUUUCGCCCAGCAGCCAGCUGUUCCCGUCGUCGCGGCUACGCUACGGCAUGUCGGACGUGAUGCCGUCGGGCCGGAGCCGCCUGCUGGAGGACUUCAGGAACAACCGCUACCCCAACCUGCAGCUUCGGGACAUCGCCGGCCACAUCAUGGAGUUCAGCCAGGACCAGCACGGCAGCAGGUUCAUCCAGUUGAAGUUGGAGCGGGCGAGUUCGGCCGAGCGUCAGCUCGUCUUCAGCGAGAUUCUGCAGGCCGCCUACCAGCUCAUGGUGGACGUCUUUGGAAACUACGUCAUCCAGAAGUUCUUCGAGUUUGGCAGCCUGGACCAGAAGCUGGCUCUGGCAGAAAGGAUCCGAGGCCAUGUGCUGUCUCUGGCCCUGCAGAUGUACGGCUGCAGGGUCAUUCAGAAAGCGCUGGAGUUCAUCCCCUCGGAUCAACAGGUCAUUAGUGAGAUGGUGCGGGAGCUGGACGGCCAUGUGCUGAAGUGUGUAAAGGACCAGAACGGUAACCACGUGGUGCAGAAGUGUAUCGAAUGUGUCCAGCCUCACGCGCUGCACUUCAUCAUCGACGCCUUCAAGGGACAGGUCUUCGCCCUCUCCACUCAUCCUUACGGCUGCAGAGUCAUCCAGCGCAUUCUCGAACACUGCCUUCCUGAACAGACGCUGCCUAUACUAGAGGAGCUGCAUCAACACACGGAGCAGCUCGUGCAGGACCAGUAUGGCAACUAUGUGAUCCAGCACGUGUUGGAACACGGCCGAGCUGAAGAUAAGAGUAAAAUCGUGGCCGAGAUCAGAGGCAACGUUCUGGGACUCAGCCAGCACAAGUUUGCCAGUAAUGUGGUGGAGAAGUGUGUGACCCACGCGUCGCGGGCGGAGCGAGCUGUCCUGAUAGAUGAAGUGUGCAGCCUGACCGAGGGCCCCCACAGUGCCUUAUACACCAUGAUGAAGGACCAGUACGCCAACUACGUGGUGCAGAAGAUGAUCGACGUGGCCGAGCCCACGCAGCGCAAGAUCGUCAUGCAUAAGAUCCGGCCUCACAUUUCCACCCUGAGGAAGUACACAUAUGGAAAACACAUCCUGGCCAAGCUGGAGAAGUACUACAUGAAGAACGGCGUUGACCUGGGUCCCCUCUGCGGCCCACCCAAUGGCAUCAUGUAACCCCGCCCUGCCCCCCCCCCCCCCCCCCCCCCCCCCCCCCCACCCCCACCCCACCGCACCGCCCCCCCACCGCACCGCCCCGACUUCCCCUCCCCACCUGAAAUCAUGUCUGCCCCCGCCCCCGACCUCUCGGCACACCUUCCUCCGGCGAGCCCCACCCUCCUGCCCACCGAGCGCCAUGCCCACUCUCCCCUCUCCAAACGCUACCAACCGAGGAAGCAGAGUACCCCACGUACCACUGUUUCCAUGACAACCCUUCGGGAGGAGCCUGUUGCUACAGGCAGCCUUAGUUGAAUUUUUUUUUUUCUCUCUCUCUUUUUUUGUUUUUUUUGUUUUUUUUUUUGUAUUUUUUUUUUUUUGUUUUGCCCCUCCCCCCCACCGAGUCCAGGCCUGCUGAACAGGGGGACGGAGGGAAAGGAGGACAGGAGGGGUGUGGAGAGAGAGAGAGAGAGAGAGAGGAGAGGUGAGACCUGAUCCACUCACCCCUUCACCCCUUUUCCUUUUUCUUUGUUUCCCUUCCAUCUCCUCUUUUCAACGUUUCUGAUAAACUGAAAAAAGAAGAAGAAAUCAUUACACUUUUUGCUACUGCUGCACACACAAUCCUAGUGCCCCCCCCCCCCCCCCCUCCUCCCUCCUCCUCCUCCUCCCUCCUCCUCCUUAGCGAUUCACCACUGAGAGAUGGAACGAGUAUUUAAUUUGUCUGACGUCACAGAAUCAUAGACGAACACACACACAUGCCAUCAGCUAACCAGCAGACAGAUCAUUUAGCAUGGGAGAUUCGUUUUCUGGUCUUGCUUCUAUAAAUAUAACGUGUAUACUUGGUGUAGACCUUUGCAUAUAUAUAUAAAUAUAUAUAUAAAACUUUGUAGUUUUUCUGGUUUUUGAUGUUGAAUCUGUAUCUAUAAUGUAUCCUAGUAGUGACCACAUACUUCUGACUGUAUAAUUGUACAUUUGUAAACCCUUGUAAUGUAAAAGUGCUUUACCACCCUUUUUUGGUAUGAGAAGAAAAAAAGAAAAAAAAAGCUCACUUAAAAAAAAAACACACAAAAAAACUGUGCAUUUCAGUGUA